AGGAGAAGAUUUACCGGUGAGUAAAAUCUUAUUUUCCAUAAUGUAUUUUAUUUCCAGCAGGUGGACACACAAGCAGGAAUAUUUCAGAAGGACAUCUAAUGUUAUCCCCGGAUUGUGACAUAAAAGAUAAUGACAGUAGACAGGAUUCUCCAGGAGAUAACCCCAUUACCCCAAUUAUACAUCCAGCUCUAUCAGCUGAUCCCUCUGAUCCUGGGAAAUGUUCUCCUAAUCACUCUGAUAUUGGAGCAUUUGUUACAGCUCUGAGAUUAGAUACAGUGUUUCCCUGUUCUAUAGAUGCCAAAUGUUUUACACAGAACACAAAGCUUAUUACCCAUCAUCCAGCUAAGGCAGGUGAGAGGCCACUGAUAUGUUCUGAGUGUGGGAAAUGUUUUACAAAGAAAUCAGCUCUUGUUACACAUCAGAGAAGUCACUCAGGUGAGAGGCCGUAUUCCUGUUCUGAGUGUGGGAAAUGUUUUACACAGAAAUCAUCUCUUGUUACACAUCAGAGAAGUCACACAGGUGAGACGCCGUGUUCCUGUUCUGAGUGUGGGAAAUGUUUUGCAUGGAAAUCAGAUCUUGUUACACAUCAGAGAAGUCACACAGGUGAGAAGCCAUUUUCAUGUUCUGAGUGUGGGAAAUGUUUCGCAUUUAAAUCAGUUCUUGUUAAACAUCAGAGAAGUCACACAGGUGAGAAGCCGUUUUCCUGUUCUGAGUGUGGGAAAUGUUUUGCAUGGAAAUCACAUCUUGUUACACAUCAGAGAAGUCAUACAGGUGAGAAGCCGUUUUCCUGUUCUGAGUGUGGGAAAUGUUUUACACAGAAAUCAGCUCUUGUUACACAUCAGAGACGUCACACAGGUGAGAGGCCGUUUUCCUGUUCUGAGUGUGGGAAAUGUUUCGCAUUUAAAUCAGUUCUUCUUACACAUCAGAGAAGUCAUACAGGUAAGAUGCCGUUUUCCUGUUCUGAGUGUGGGAAAUGUUUCGCAUUUAAAUCAGUUCUUGUUCCACAUCAGAGAAGUCACACAGGUGAGAAGCCGUAUUCCUGUUCUGAGUGUGGGAAAUGUUUUGUACGGAAAUCAGAUCUUGUCACACAUCAGAGAAGUCACACAGGUGAGAGGCCAUAUUCCUGUUCUGAGUGUGGGAAAUGUUUUGCACAGAAAUCAGCUCUUGUUCUACAUCAGAGAAGUCACACAGGCGUGAAGCCGUAUUCCUGUUCUGAGUGUGGGAAAUGUUUUGCACAGAAAUCAAAUCUUGUUACACAUCAGAGGAGUCACACAGGUGAGAGGCCACUGAUAUGUUCUGAGUGUGGGAAAUGUUUUGCAUGCAACUCAAAUCUUGCUACACAUCAGAGAAGUCACUCAGGUGAGAAUCCGUUUUCCUGUUCUGAGUGUGGGAAAUGUUUUGCAUUCAAAUCACAUUUUGUUACUCAUCAGCAUACUCACACAGGUGAGAAGCCGUAUUCCUGUUCUGAGUGUGGGAAAUGUUUUACACAGAAAUCAGCUCUUGUUACACAUCAGAGAAGUCACACAGGUGAGAAGCCGUAUUUCUGUUCUGAGUGUGGGAAAUGUUUCGCAGUUAAAUCAGAACUUGUUACACAUCAGAGAAGUCACACAGGUGAGAAGCCGUUUUCCUGUUCUGAGUGUGGGAAAUGUUUUACACAGAAAUCAGCUCUUGUUACACAUCAGAGAAGUCACACAGGUGAGAAGCCGUAUUCCUGUUCUGAGUGUGGUAAAUGUUUUGCACAGAAACCAAAUCUUGUUAGACAUCAGAGAAGUCACACAGGUGAGAAGCCGUAUUUCUGUUCUGAGUGUGGGAAAUGUUUUACACAGAAAUCAGCUCUUGUUACACAUCAGAGAAGUCACACAGGUGAGAAGCCAUUUUCCUGUUCUGAGUGUGGUAAAUGUUUUGCACAGAAAUCACAUUUUGUUAUUCAUCAGCAUACUCACACAGGUGAGAAGCCGUUUUCCUGUUCUGAGUGUGGGAAAUGUUUUGCAUGGCAAAGUGGAGCUUUGCAGGGGGAUCAAACUGGAGGAGUUGCAGGGGGAUCACUGGUAGAUGAGGAAGAUCAGGUAGACAGCUGGGUCAUGGUUAGAAGGAAGAAGAAGAGGGGGAGGGGAAGACAGGACACCUCAGAUCUGCCAAACCCCAAUAAAUUCGCCCAAUUGGACGAAGAUCCUGAGGAUUACAGCGUGGAAAUAAUGGAACCAAAGGAGACCAUUUCCUCUGGCAACCAGAGGAGCGGUCCCUCCGAUGCAGAUGGGAAAAAAGAUAGUAAGGAGUAUAUAGAGGAACACAGGGGUCUGUACAAGGACGUGAUGAUGGAGAAUCACCAGCCCCUCACAUCACUGGAUGGACCCAGUAACAGAGAUACCCCAGAGAGAUGUCCCCGUCCUCUGUAUUCCCAGGAUUGUACAGAGGAGAAUCACAGGACCCCACAGGAGGAUCAGUACAUGACUGAUAUGAAGGCAGAAGAUAUAGAGGGAGAAGAAGAGACGUAUGUGACUGAUAUGAAGACAGAAGAUAUAGAGGGAGAAGAAGAGACGUAUGUGACUGAUAUAAAGGCAGAAGAUAUAGAGGGAGAAGAAGAGACGUAUGUGACUGAUAUGAAGGCAGAAGAUACAGAGGGAGAAGAAGAGACGUAUGUGACUGAUAUGAAGACAGAAGAUAUAGAGUUAGAAGAAGAGACGUAUGUGACUGAUAUAAAGGCAGAAGAUAUAAAGGGAGAAGAAGAGACGUAUGUGACUGAUAUAAAGGCAGAAGAUACAGAGGGAGAAGAAGAGAUGUAUGUGACUGAUAUAAAGGCAGAAGAUAUAGAGGGAGAAGAAGAGACGUAUGUGACUGAUAUGAAGGCAGAAGAUACAGAGGGAGAAGAAGAGACGUAUGUGACCGAUAUAAAGGCAGAAGAUAUAGAGGGAGAAGAAGAGAUGUAUGUGACUGAUAUAAAGGCAGAAGAUAUAGAGGGAGAAGAAGAGACAUAUGUGAGGGGUGAUCAGCAGUGUAAGGAGGAGGAGAUCCCUACAUAUAUCAGCACAGCAGGUGGACACACAAGCAGGAAUAUCUCAGAAGGACAUCUAAUGUUAUCCCCGGAUUGUGACAUAAAAGAUAAUGACAGUAGACAGGAUUCUCCAGGAGAUAACCCCAUUACCACAAUUAUACAUCCAGCUCUAUCAGCUGGUCCCUCUGAUCCUGGGAAAUGUUCUCCUGAUCACUCUGAUAUUGGUGCAUCUGUUACAGCUCUGACAGUAGAUACAGUGUUUCCCUGUUCUAUAGAUGCCAAAUGUUUUACACAGAACACAAAGCCUAUUAACCCACACACAGGUAAGGCAGGUGGAAGGGCACUGAUAUGUUCAGAGUGUGGAAAAUGUUUUACAAAGAAAUCAUAUCUUGUUAUACAUCACAGAAUUCACACAGGUGAGAAGCCAUUUCCAUGUUCUGAGUGUGGGAAAUGUUUUACACAGAAAUCACAUCUUGUUAGACAUGAGAGAAGACACACAGGUGAGAAGCCAUUUUUCUGUUCCGAGUGUGGGAAAUGUUUUGCACAGAAAUCAGCUCUUGUUAGACAUGAGAGAGAGCACACAGGUGAGAAGCCAUUUCCAUGUUCUGAGUGUGGGAAAUGUUGUGUAAGUAAAUCACAACUUGUUACACAUCUGCGCAGUCACACAGGUGAGAAACCUUUUCCAUGUUCUGAGUGUGGGAAAUGUUUUGCAUGUAAAUCAGAUCUUGUUAUACAUCACAGAAGUCACAUAGGUGAGAAGCCAUUUUCUUGCUCUGAGUGCGGGAAAAGUUUUACCUGGAAAUCCAAUCUUGUUAGACAUCAGAGAGAGCACACAGGUGAGAAGCCAUUUCCAUGUUCUGAGUGUGGGAAAUGUUGUGUAAGUAACUCACAACUUGUUACACAUCUGCGCAGUCACACAGGUGAGAAACCUUUUCCAUGUUCUGAGUGUGGGAAAUGUUUUGCAUGUAAAUCACAUCUUGUUAUACAUCACAGAAGUCACACAGGUGAGAAGCCAUUUCCAUGUUCCGAGUGUGGGAAAUGUUGUGUAAGUAAAUCACAACUUGUUACACAUCUGCGCAGUCACACAGGUGAGAAACCUUUUCCAUGUUCUGAGUGUGGGAAAUGUUUUGCAUGUAAAUCAGAUCUUGUUAUACAUCACAGAAGUCACAUAGGUGAGAAGCCAUUUUCUUGCUCUGAGUGCACGAAAAGUUUUACCUGGAAAUCCAAUCUUGUUAGACAUCAGAGAGAGCACACAGGUGAGAAGCCAUUUCCAUGUUCUGAGUGUGGGAAAUGUUGUGUAAGUAAAUCACAACUUGUUACACAUCUGCGCAGUCACACAGGUGAGAAACCUUUUCCAUGUUCUGAGUGUGGGAAAUGUUUUGCAUGUAAAUCAGAUCUUGUUAUACAUCACAGAAGUCACACAGGUGAGAAGCCAUUUUCUUGCUCUGAGUGCGGGAAAUGUUUUACACACAAAUCACGACUCGUUACCCAUCAGCAAAGUCACACAGGUGAGAAGGCAUUUCCAUGUUCUGAGUGUUGGAAAGGUUUUGCACACAAAUCACAUCUUGUUAUACAUCAGAGAACUCACACAGGUGAGAAGCCAUUUUCUUGCUCUGAGUGCGGGAAAUGUUUUUCACAGAAAUCAGUUCUUGUUAUACAUCACAGAAGUCACACAGGUGAGAAGCCAUUUCUAUACUCUGAGAAAUAAAUCAUCUCUUGUUGCACACAAUAGACAUCACUCAGGUGAGGAACCAUUUUAAUCUUCUGGAGUAUACUUAUCAUUGCCAUGCAUUGUUCUUCAAGGUUCUUAUCCUAUCUCCUAUGCUUUUUGCAAUAUGCAUGUUACCACUGGGUGAAAUAAUCAGAUGUCAUGCCCUCAUCUGCCACUGCUAUACAAAUGACCUGUCUUUGCUCUAGGUACUGAGAACCCAGUACCAAUCCUAAAUGGUUGUCUAGCUGAGCUCCAGGUGUGGCUGAUGCCAGUUGGUUGUGAUUCAGUCCUGGUGAAACAUGUCUUUAAGCUCACCACCAAAGGGCAGGGCUACAGUUCAGCUUUGCAAACCAACCAGACUUACGCUUGGGGGUUCAGAGUUACAAAAUGCUGAUCAUGUGCGGAAUCUUGGUGUCCUGGAUGGUGGAGUGACACUUAGACAUCAGGUAUCUGCCACAAUCAGAUCCUCAUCUGAGGAACAUAGCCAGACUCCAG
Pseudophryne corroboree (corroboree frog) is the source of this 5198-nucleotide messenger RNA. Its product is annotated as oocyte zinc finger protein XlCOF7.1-like. Gene Ontology annotation, molecular function: RNA polymerase II transcription regulatory region sequence-specific DNA binding; DNA-binding transcription factor activity, RNA polymerase II-specific. Gene Ontology annotation, biological process: embryo development; regulation of transcription by RNA polymerase II; urogenital system development. The coding region runs from base 99 to 4700 and encodes 1533 amino acids. NCBI's taxonomy places the organism in Eukaryota, Metazoa, Chordata, Amphibia, Anura, Myobatrachidae. The record is from RefSeq and is a predicted model, not a curated record. Gene Ontology annotation, cellular component: nucleus. The transcript has 7 exons.